AUGGGUUUGUUCGACAAGGCUAAGGAAGCUCUUAACAACGACGACUUCAAGAACAAGGCAGAAAGUGCCUUCAAGUCAUUCUCUAACAAGAGUGGCAAUGGCGACAACAACAACAGCAGUUCCUAUGGAAACGACAACAACAAUUCCUAUGGAAACGAUAACAACAAUUCCUAUGGAAAUGACAACAACAACAACAACAGUUCUUACGGAGGCAGAAGUAACGACAACGACAAUUCCUACGGUAACGACAAUAAUAACAGUUCCUACGGAGGAAGAAGCAACGAUAACGAUAACUCCUACGGUAACGACAAUAAUAACAGUUCCUACGGAGGAAGAAGCAACGAUAACGAUAACUCCUACGGUAACGAUAACAACAACAGUUCCUACGGAGGAAGAAGUAAUGACAACGAUAACUCCUAUGGAAAUGACAACAACAAUAACAGUUCCUACGGAGGAAGAAGUAAUGACAACGACAAUUCCUACGGAAAUGACAACAACAACAGUUCUUACGGAGGCAGAAGCAACGACAACGACAAUUCCUACGGAAAUGACAAUAAUAACAGUUCAUAUGGAGGAAGAGGAAAUGACAAUGAUAAUUCCUACGGAGGCAACUCUAACUCUUACGGAAAUGACAACGACAACGAUAAUUCCUACGGAAGUGGCAGAAACGACAGAAGAGGCAACGAUUAUUAA
Molecule: messenger RNA, 693 nt
Organism: Brettanomyces bruxellensis
Lineage: Eukaryota; Fungi; Ascomycota; Pichiomycetes; Pichiales; Pichiaceae
Exons: 1
Coding region: 1-693 (230 amino acids)
Source: RefSeq, a predicted model, not a curated record